AUGCCACGAGCAGUGAGUGCCGCGCUGGUGGUGGCGUGGCUGGGGUCGGGGCACUGGCUGCUCAACAACGACCUUGGCUCCGCCAUCUUCGUUGCAUUUGUCAGCCUCGUGCGGCUUCCAAAUGUUAAGGUCUGCGCCCUUCUACUCGCAUGUCUAUUCCUGUACGACAUCUUCUGGGUGUUCUUCUCACACCGUUUCUUCGGAGCCAACGUGAUGCUCUCAGUCGCCACGCAGCACGCCCACAACCCCGCCCACUCCGUCGCUCACUCCCUCCGCCUGCCCUCCGCUGUAGCAAAGUCCAUCGUGAGGGAGAUAGAGCUGCCUGUGAAGCUGCUGUUCCCACGGGACCUGUUCGGAGAGCUGAACGUGUUUGCGGGGCAGAGAGCGCGCGAUUUCAUGGUGCUGGGACUGGGUGACAUGGCCAUUCCAGGCAUGCUGCUUGCCCUUGUGCUGUGCGUGGAUCAGCACAAGAGGCGGCAGCAGCAGGAGGAGCAACAGCAGCGGGAGCUGGAGGUUUUAGAGGCGGGGAAGGGAGGGCAAGAGCAGCAGCAACAACCACAUGAGCAUCCCCAGAAGCAUUCUGAACAGCAUUCUCAAGGCAUGUUGAAUCGGCCACUACUGGACGCGUUGCCUUCAGCAAGAGAGCAGGAGAGGGCCCAGCUGGGCUAUGUGUGGGUGGCGGCUGUGGGAUAUGCGGUGGGGCUCGUGGCUGCUCUCGCUGCUGGCGUGCUGACUCGCUCUCCCCAACCUGCUCUGCUCUACCUGGUACCCUCCACGCUCGGCCCCGUGUCACUAGUGGCAUGGAGAAGAGGCGAGCUGGCAGAUCUAUGGGACGGCUCACCAGGCCUGAUGCCGUUCGAUCGGGACAAGCUGGAAACUCUGGAUGUUUGA
Molecule: messenger RNA, 891 nt
Organism: Closterium sp. Yama58-4
Lineage: Eukaryota; Viridiplantae; Streptophyta; Zygnematophyceae; Desmidiales; Closteriaceae
Source: the annotation of a GenBank genome assembly